UUCUGCUGAGUCAUUCAACGCAUCGAAUGGCUAGCGGGUUAGCUAGUUGGUCAUUGUCAUGCGCCGGCACCCACGUCACUCACCAGGCCAGGCCCUGCCUUUUAAAGCCGUACACACUCAAAGUCACAGAUACGAAACUAGUUGAAUACCCAAAGGGGAAAAAAAUAUCUCUACCUCACAUUUACAUUUUUGUGUAUUUGUAUCUGAUUGACUGAAUGGAUAAUAAGUUGAAUUUGUAAAAAUGUGACAGUUUCAACCCUAUUUGUGAAUUACACGUUUGUGUGUUAGUAUACAUGUGCAUAGGUGCGCAUGAUUGUGUGACCCCGCUCAGCAGGCAAGCGUCAAAGUCGGCUCUUCAUUUCAGUAGCUGGUCCAAGAAUAGAUAGCAAGCUCGACAGGCAGGAGACUGUGUCUUUGUGUACGUGUGUGCAUGUGUGUGUGUUUGUGUGUGCGCGACUGAAAAAAGAGAUCUUGUCGAUGUGGGAAAGAAGGAGUGAGUGGGUGUGUGUACUUACAUGCAGACGAGGGAAAGACUACACCCAUUACAGUCUGAUGAGUGGGUCCGUUAGUUUCCCACUUGCUUUUCUGGAUUCCUGCUCCGACCGAUCGCUGGAUUUGCCGAGCAGGAAACUUUGAAACUAGAGCAAAGUUUUGGACCUGGUCAAGAGCGCGGAGAUGAACGGCCGUGCUGUACCGCCAUCCAUACCUGAGGAUGGAGAGGUCCUGGACUACAAUCCACAUAGGGAGAUGAACGGAUACCAUCAAAGGGUUCAGGAUGAGGAUGGAGGAGAAGCAGAAGUCCUGGUGUCCAGGUCCCAGAGGCGAAAGAGUGAUGUCAAAGUCUAUAAGGAGUUUUGUGAUUUUUAUGCACGCUUCAACAUGGCCAACGCCCUGGCCAAUGCCAUGUGUGAGCGCUGCAAGAGUGGCUUUGCUCCAGCAGAGAAGAUAGUGAACAGUAACGGAGAACUUUACCAUGAGCAGUGCUUUGUGUGCGCCCAGUGUUUCCAACAAUUCCCAGAGGGGCUCUUCUAUGAGUUUGAAGACAGGAAAUAUUGUGAACAUGACUUCCAGAUGCUCUUUGCUCCGUGCUGCCACCAAUGUGGUGAGUUCAUCAUUGGCCGCGUCAUAAAGGCCAUGAACAACAGCUGGCACCCCGAAUGUUUCUGCUGCGACAUCUGCCAGGCCGUGCUUGCCGAUGUUGGAUUUGUCAAGAACGCCGGCAGGCACCUGUGUCGUCCGUGUCACAACAGAGAGAAAGCGCGUGGUCUGGGCAAGUACAUCUGCCAAAAGUGUCACGCCAUCAUUGAAGAGCAGCCCCUUCUGUUCAAGAAUGACCCCUACCACCCCGAUCAUUUCAACUGCAACAACUGCGGAAAGGAACUGACUGCUGAUGCCAGGGAGUUGAAGGGUGAGCUUUACUGUCUUCCCUGCCACGACAAGAUGGGCGUCCCCAUCUGCGGGGCCUGCAGGAGACCCAUUGAGGGCCGCGUGGUCAAUGCCAUGGGCAAGCAGUGGCAUGUGGAGCAUUUUGUGUGUGCUAAGUGUGAGAAACCCUUCCUGGGACACCGCCACUACGAACGCAAGGGCCUGGCCUACUGCGAAACACACUACAACCAGCUAUUUGGAGAUGUCUGCUACCACUGCAAUCGCGUUAUAGAAGGAGAUGUGGUGUCAGCCCUCAACAAGGCCUGGUGCGUCAACUGUUUUGCUUGCUCCACUUGCAACACCAAGCUCACCCUCAAGGAUAAAUUUGUGGAAGUGGACUUGAAGCCGGUGUGUAAGCACUGCUAUGAACGUCUACCGGACGACAUCAAACGCCGGUUGUCGAAGCGGGAACGCGACUCCAAGGAUAAAAAGAAGAAACCGUUGAUACCCAUGAACAAGUUUGUGGAGUUUGACAUGAAGCCAGUGUGCAAGAAGUGCUAUGAGAAAUUUCCACUGGAGCUGAAGAAGAGACUGAAGAAGUUAUCGGAAACUGUCGCGAGGAAGUAAACCCGGCGUUCACGUAAACACCCGACACGUGCACAUUGAGUCUUUCUAUGUAGAACUGCUCAGCAUCGAGUGUCAAUUAAUGGGCCAGACUCUGUCAGACAGGCAUUGUGUGUGUGCACGUGUCAUGUGCGGCUCAAAAGAACCUUUCACUUAGCUUCCUUUUUACACUGCUAUUUAACUAAAACACGUUGCAAGGAAUCGAUUCCGUUACUGAUGCUCUAGCA
This is a messenger RNA of Syngnathus typhle (broad-nosed pipefish), 2216 nucleotides long. RefSeq names its product LIM and senescent cell antigen-like-containing domain protein 1. The record is from RefSeq and is a predicted model, not a curated record. Gene Ontology annotation, biological process: cell-cell adhesion; positive regulation of integrin-mediated signaling pathway; positive regulation of substrate adhesion-dependent cell spreading. The transcript has 11 exons. Gene Ontology annotation, cellular component: focal adhesion; cytoplasm; cell-cell junction. Lineage: Eukaryota; Metazoa; Chordata; Actinopteri; Syngnathiformes; Syngnathidae. Bases 676 to 1992 code for a protein of 438 amino acids.